AUUUCCUCCCGAGUCCCGACAUCCUAAAACACACGCCGUGAAAAUUACGCUGGUUCAUUUGCACCGACCUUUUCUUGCCGUGUUGCCCUCCUAUAAAGUAUAAAUUUCCGUUAACCCUGGUAAAUUACUUGUCGUCCUUCCAAGAGCCGUAUGUUCCUCCUUGUUCUGGUUUCUUGCCUGUCACUUCUGCUGCGAGAUUUCUGAGUGUGGUAUCUACUGUGGUCUUUCAAGACUGUGUGCUUAAUCAAUUCUUCCAUAUGAGUGGCGUCUUCUAAGCCCUGUCAUGGAUAAUACCACUGACUCUGUCAAACCAGUGGCGGACAAGUACAAUGUUGAAGCCGCCGAAAUCUUGGCGAACGAGGCUCAGAAUUUACCAAUUGCAGAGGCGACACCUAUAUACGAACAACUUCUCACAUUGUUUCCGACAGCUGCCAAGUUUUGGAAGCAAUAUGUCGAGGCGUAUAUGGCUGUGAACAACGAUGAUGCAACCAAACAGAUUUUUAGUCGCUGCUUGUUAAUUUGUCUUCAGAUUCCUCUCUGGAGGUGCUACAUUCGUUUCAUUAGAAAGGUUAAUGAGAAGAAAGGGGUAGAGGGUCAAGAAGAGACAAGAAAAGCUUUUGAUUUUAUGCUCAACUAUGUUGGAGCAGACAUAGCAUCUGGCCCAGUAUGGAUGGAGUACAUAUCCUUUUUAAAGUCAUUGCGGGCUCUAAACUCUCAAGAAGAAUCGCACCGGAUGACUGCUGUGCGGAAAGCAUACCAAAAGGCCGUUGUUACUCCUACCCAUCACAUUGAACAGCUUUGGAAGGAAUAUGAAAAUUUUGAAAAUUCUGUUAGUCGUCAGUUGGCCAAAGGAUUGAUAUCUGAAUAUCAACCAAAAUAUACUAGUGCUAGGGCAGUCUACAGGGAGCGGAAGAAAUAUGUUGAUGAAAUUGAUUGGAAUAUGCUUGCUGUACCACCAACUGGAUCUGCCAAGGAAGAAGGGCAGUGGAUCGCAUGGAAGAGACUGUUGGCUUUUGAAAAAGGAAAUCCACAGAGAAUAGAUUCUGUUUCCUCAAACAAGCGAAUCAUAUUUACUUAUGAGCAGUGUCUGAUGUAUCUGUACCAUUAUCCUGAUAUAUGGUAUGAUUAUGCGACAUGGCAUGCAAAAGGUGGUUCAAUAGAUGCUGCACUCAAAGUGUUUCAGCGGUCGCUGAAGGCUCUCCCUGAUUCGGAAAUGCUACGUUAUGCUUAUGCAGAGCUGGAGGAAUCUCGUGGUGCAAUUCAGGCUGCAAAGAAAGUAUAUGAAAGCCUUUGGGUGUGAUGUGGUGUCAGCACAACUGCACUUGCGCAUAUUCAAUUCAUUCGCUUCCUAAGAAGAACAGAAGGUGUUGAAGCAGCUCGGAAGUACUUUCUGGAUGCUCGCAAAUCCCCAAAUUGCACUUAUCAUGUUUAUAUUGCUUAUGCUAUGAUGACCUUUUGUCUCGAUAAGGAUCCAAAGGUGCCACAAUUUUCUCCUUUCUUUAAGUGACAGUUACUUGAGGUGAAUUCUAUUUUAUUUUUUCACUGUAGAUAGUGGGAUUAUAUUAUCUACAGAAUCAUGUGCCUGGUGGUUAUUUUUAUUCAUUCUGCUGCUCUACAUUUGCAAACAA
This is a messenger RNA of Prosopis cineraria, 1628 nucleotides long. Its product is annotated as cleavage stimulation factor subunit 77-like. The transcript has 14 exons. Bases 284 to 1300 code for a protein of 338 amino acids. Gene Ontology annotation, biological process: mRNA 3'-end processing. NCBI's taxonomy places the organism in Eukaryota, Viridiplantae, Streptophyta, Magnoliopsida, Fabales, Fabaceae. The record is from RefSeq and is a predicted model, not a curated record. Gene Ontology annotation, cellular component: nucleus. Gene Ontology annotation, molecular function: mRNA binding; protein binding.